CGUUGCUUCAGUUUAGAAUGCUUCUUCAAGUGAGUGGGACGCGAAAAAUGACCAGUCAUGAAAAGUAACGCAGUUUUGCUUGCAUAUCUUUGCUUUUUCUGUGUUUCGAGCGGACAUAAAAAGAGCUCCGGAAAUGAAGUAAACGAGGUGGUGAAAGGCCCUCGUGUGGAGGUGCUGGGCGAAGUCCUGCGUGAGCGGCUGCACACCCUGCUGGGUAGGAACGCCAGCUUGGACCUGGUCUUCCUGAUCGACGCGUCGUCCAGCGUCGGGCCCAACAACUUCGCCAGCGAGCUGCGUCUGGUACGCAAAAUGUUGGCUGGUCUGCAGGUGUCAGCCUUGAGGACCAGGGUGGCAGUGGUCACCUUCGCCUCAGAGGCGGUCACUCACGUCGACUCGGUCAGCGAAACGCCCGGCUUUGACGCAGGCUUCAGGCAAAAGUGCUACAUCCUGGAGAAGGCAUUGCCGUCCAUCCAGUAUAGCGGCGGGGGCACCUUUACCCUUGGCGCAUUCAAAGAAGCUCAGCGCAUCUUGAAGCGGUCUCGUCAGGGUGCUGCCAGGGCGGUGUUCCUACUGACUGACGGCUACUCAAAUAAUGGCGACCCACGUAGUGCCGCCGCCACUAUCAGGGAAGAGUUUAGUGCAGAAAUAUUCACAUUUGGCGUGCGGAACGGCAACACGCAGGAGCUGCUGGCGAUGGCCACCUCGCAGAAUCACACCUACGUGCUGUCCAGUUUUGAGCAGUUCGCCGCCCUCGCCAGGAGGGCCCUACACCAAGAUCUUAGACCAGCAGACGCAUUUGAGAUGCAAGAUGAUGCGAGCUGCUCUGCCCUUUGCGAGGGUGGCUCGUGCUGCGACCCCAGUGCCCACUGUGCGUGCAACAUCGCGACAGGACGGUCUACAUGCCUUUGUCCUCCAGGCCACUAUGGCACAGGUCGGAAAGGAGAUUGCCACAAAUGUCCACCGGGCACAUUCGGAGCGCCAGAGCGCCUGGAGCGCGGAGAUGACGUCCAAGUGUCUCUUCACUGUUCUCCCUGUCCGGACCCAAAUCAAGAAUCGGACGAAGGCGCCACAAACAUCGACGACUGCAGGUGCAAGAAUGGAUUUACAUCAACGCCGUCAAAUCACUGCCAGGUUUCCGAGUGUCCUGAGAUGCUGGCUCCCAAGUUUGGCAGCUUCGUGCGCGACUGUCCACGUGUGUUCAACGCAGCGUGCGGUGUUUCGUGCAAGACGGGCCACCAGCUAGUUGGCUCGAGCAUCAGGCUGUGCCAGUCGAACGGUACGUGGUCCGGCAGGCCAGCUCAGUGCAGGAAGAAGCGGUGUCCCGAGCUCAGGGCGCCGCAGAACGGCUGGAUCCGAUGUGAUGGCGCUGCCGAGGUCGACGCCAAGUGCGAGAUUGGUUGCGAGCAGGGAUUUUCGGUGCUCGGCUCUCGUGUCCGCAACUGCCUUGCCAUAGGAAUGUGGGACGGAUUGCCCACCACCUGCAGAGAGGUGAAGUGUCCGCCGCUGGACCUGCCGAAAACGGUGAGCGUAAGCCCGAUAAACUGCACCGUAGGGAAGCAGAAAAUUGGCCAAGUAUGCAAGAUUUCAUGCACGCAACCGGGAUAUCAGUUGCGGGGAGCUGCGCGCCGCAAAUGCGGCGAAUUUGGACGAUGGAGCGGAUCCAGGAUUAGAUGCAUUGAUAUUCAACCUCCAACGAUUGACUGUCCAACUGAGCAGUUCGAGUUUCAUACCGACCCUGACGUCGAUUACGCCACCGUCAGUCUCUCCUUGCCAGAUAUUGAAGACAAUUCCAACGACCGUGUGCGCAUCCAUUUUACACCCACGGUUCACCUCCACAGCGGUCAGAUCCCAUUGGGUGUCAACCCGAUUUCCAUUCAAGCCACAGACCUAGCAGGCAACUUCGCCACUUGCUCUUUUAAUAUUACAAUUUUAGACAAGCAGGCACCAAAGGUGGACACCUGCGACUCACCGGAACCUUUCCUCAUCCCGUCGCACAUCCACGCAGUCGAUAUCACUUGGGUGGCGCCGCACUUCAGCGACAACUCCGGCCUAGACAUAAAGGUUUUCGCGAGCCACGAAAGCGGCUCGCUGUUCACGCCAGGACAACACAAUGUCAACUAUGUCGCUUACGAUGCUGCUGGCAAUAAUGCUUCUUGCGACAUUAGCAUCACCGUUCAGAGAACGGAGUGCGACGGUCCACUUAAUGGAGACAAAGUGUGCAACGGAUCCAUUUGCACGCUGACCUGCGAUGAAGGAUACGACAUAGCGAUUUCAACGAACGAUUUUUGCAAGAGCAUCGCCAAUGGCUCGUACCCCGACUGUACAAUUAUCGAUUUGCCUGACAGCAUAGAGCAGGAUUUUGGCAUCGACUCUGAGGAGUGCGACGAAGAGCAGUCAAACGAUCUCAACGACUUGUUGGCAGGUGCCGUCAGAAUGGCUUGCGGAGAUGACCGCUGCUACUUAGAAAAAGUAUCUAUGUGCGCGGACGCCGAAACUGACAUUAAGGACAUCGAGGAGCAAGAAUCUAAUUUCAUUUCGGCCAGAGUUCGACGUCAAGCGAGACACGCAAGAAAGAGUAAGAAAGGCUCCUACGAGUUCACGAUAUCUGGCAACCACACUUAUGAGUUUAGAUUGAAAAUAGUUGGUAAGCCAAAGACAAACACAAAGAGCGGAGACCUGAGGGCAACACUAAGCACGGUGAGGGCUGUUUUGACCUCAGGUACUGUCACCACGAGUCAAAGACUUCCCGUGCUGGAUUUUAAGUUUUCUGAGGCACGAGUCAAAUGUCCAAAAGGGAGCGUUCUGCGCACGAAUGACCUCUGCGUUCUGUGUCCAAGGGGAACUUACCUACCGUCAGGGAGAAAAGAGUGCGUCCUGUGUCCUGUGGCUACAUUUCAAUCUCGACCAGGAGAAGAAAAAUGUGAGCCAUGCCCAAAGGGUACAAGCACCUUGACUACGUCUUUAGCCACAAAGAAACAACACUGCAUUGAUGUUUGUCCACCUGGGUUGUGGUCAAAGAACGGACUGGCGCCGUGUCUUCGCUGCCCAAUAGGUUCUUUCCAGCCGGAUGCUAACCAGCAAGGUUGCAUACCAUGUCCUGAAGGUUUCUCAACCCCUCACAAAGGUGCUACCUCGAUCAAUUCUUGCAAAGCGUUAUGCCCAGAAAACGCGAUCUCGCGAAAUGGGCUGGUGCCUUGUUUAGCGUGUCCAGAGGGCUACACGCAGAUGCUGCGUGGCCAGCGGAUCUGCGAGCAUUCAUCGUGCCUGGAAAGCAGGUGCCUCCUCGGACCGAUUUUCGCGACGCACCCUUGCGUCAGGCAGCGACCCUGUGGCGGCCUGGCAACCUGCGUGCCCGUUCCGCUGACGGCCCACUCUUACGAAUGCAGAUGCCCUGCUGGCUGGAAGGGUAAUUUCUGCGACCAGCUCGAUGAGAACCCUUGUGCCAGCGACCCUUGCACAAACGGGGCCACCUGCGUCAGAAAUGGCGCUAACUUCACUUGCAUCUGUCCAGCAGGCUUUGCUGGCGAUUACUGCGAGGAGGACCUGAACGAGUGUGAAUUCUUACCUUGCGAGAACAUGGCCGUUUGCCUCGAUUUACCGGGCACCUUUUCCUGCGUCUGUGUGCCAGGGUACUCUGGCAAAAGGUGCGAGCAACUGGAAUCCGCUUGCCAGGCGUUCCAGCCGUGCUUAGCGGAGGGAGUUUGCACGGACGAUGUGAAGAAGGGUGGGUUUAUGUGCAAAUGCCCUGAGGGUAGGAAGGGAACACGUUGUGAAGAAGUCACCGACCCUUGCUCGCAAAUUAAGUGCCAUAAUGGAGGCACUUGCCUACCUGAGCCGAACAGUGAAGUUGGAGUUUCUCUGAAUGCAAGUUGUGCAUGUUUGGACCCGUAUUUUGGCGAAUUUUGCGAAGAGAGUUAUGGCGCGUGCAAAUCCUUUCCCUGCGUGAACGGCGGGAUAUGUAGACUGGUGCAGGCAGCACCUGGCUAUAAGUGCGAGUGCCCUGAAAAUUUCGCUGGUGACAAUUGUUCAGUGGCUCUUCUUGAGGAUGGUGUUCUUCAGUUCCGCGACUCUGGCAACCUUCGUGAUUAUGUGCUCAAGGAAAAUGCAAUCAACGUCUCGCUGACAGAGUUCACAUUGUGCUCUUGGCUGAGAACCAGGGACACUAUCAACUAUGGCACACCACUUUCCUAUGCAACGCAGGUGCAGGACAACACUCUAGCCCUCACAGAUUACUCUGGAUUUGUUGUUUACAUCAACGGCGAGCGUGUGGUAACUGAUGUUUCGGCUAAUGACGGUUUGUGGCAUCUUGUGUGCCUGCUUUGGAGCUCUCAGGAAGGCUCCUGGCUGCUCUACAAGGACGGAGUCAGGGCAGAGGGUGGACGAGGAUUGGCCACUAAAACGUCUAUACCCGGUGGAGGCACGCUGGUUUUGGGCCAGGAGCAGGAUUCUCCAGGCGGAAGUUUUAACGCCGAACAGAGCUUUCUUGGGCGGUUGGGCCCCGUAGCAAUGUGGCCUACGCUAUUGUCCGACGAUCAGUUGGCUACCAUCUACGACAACUGUAGUUCUGGGGGCAGUGGGGCAAAGCUCGAGUUCAGCCUGGCAGCAUCAUCAGCACCAGCUCUAUGGUCGUGGCGAGAAACUCUCGCCGGAAUCAAGGGAAAUUUACAGUUGGAGCCACCUGCAUUUUGCUCCGGGUGCCCAGAUGAGUUGACUUUGGUCAACGGCCGAGUCGUGGCGGAGGGGACGGAGCCAGGGACAGUGGCAACAUUCAUUUGCAACCAGGGAUAUCGAUUAAGUGGCGCUUCCUCGGCUGUCUGCAAUAAGCGUGGCACGUGGCAACUCACGAAUGGUCACGCACCGACUUGCUUUAGAGUCCAGUGCGGAGAUCCAGGCCAUUUAGAGAAUGGCUUGGUUCUAGGUGACAACUUUGACUUUGGAGCUACCCUCUUUUACGAGUGUUUUCCCGGUUUUGAAAUGAUUCAGGGUGACGAGAGGAGAGAAUGUCUUCAACACGGCAGAUGGAGUGGUGACCAACCUAUCUGCAAGGAAAUUCGCUGCAUUUUGCCUGAAAUCAAGUACGCCAUACUGCACCACUUUGGCUCUGAAGAGGAAUCAGUGGGGAACCAAACAGAAUACUCUGUUGGAGAGCAAGUUGAAGUGUCCUGCGAGGGCUCGAGAACGCUAAAGGGAACCAACCUGCUCACGUGCCUCGAAUUUGGCCAGUGGGAUCACGAGGCACCGCUUUGUCUUUCUCCGUGUGACGAGCCGCCAAGUGAGAUCGAUAACUCGAAGCCAGUGCUGGUGCUGGGCUCCAAAGCUAGGUACCAGUGCUUGCCUGGCUUCGCAAUAGUCGGAAACCCUCUGGUCGAAUGCAGAGAAAAAUGGGGGGCAUUGCCAGUAUGCGACCAGGUAAAGAGAAAUCAGCGGUGCGAUGCGGCACCAAGCGUGGAAAAUGGUCUGCUCGUGUCCUUGAUCGGUGGAUCUGCCACUUUCAUCUGCAAUGACGGUUACAAAAUGAUAGGCCAGGAUUCAGUCAGAUGCAUGGAGGGUGAGUGGACGCCUGAGACACCCAAAUGCCUGUUGUCAGGGUGUCCUCGGUUGCCUCCGCUGGACAUGGGCAGAAUCACAGUCAAGAGUCACGAAAAGGGUGGACUGGUUGAAUACGUGUGUGAAAAAGGCUUUCAGCUGGUCGGGCCAAGGGUACGAAAGUGUAAAGACCAAAGCUGGUCCGGAUUCACUCCUUACUGCAAACCAGCUGUCACUUGACCUCUCCCAGAAUAAAGUUUAAAUAAUUCUAAAUAAAAUAAAAUUUUAUUUUUAAAAA
This is a messenger RNA of Cloeon dipterum, 5824 nucleotides long. Its product is annotated as sushi, von Willebrand factor type A, EGF and pentraxin domain-containing protein 1-like. Gene Ontology annotation, molecular function: calcium ion binding. The coding region runs from base 58 to 5766 and encodes 1902 amino acids. The transcript is spliced from 31 exons. NCBI's taxonomy places the organism in Eukaryota, Metazoa, Arthropoda, Insecta, Ephemeroptera, Baetidae. The record is from RefSeq and is a predicted model, not a curated record.